AUGGGGAAAGAACUUACUUUAGAACAAAAGGCUAUUGUCAAGAUGUAUGUGACACGUGGUAUAUCUGAAGGAAUAGUAAAAUGCUGCUACUGUGACAAGGAGAUAUCAUCACGUAACGUAGAUCGAUGGGCUUCACACCUUCGUGGAUGUGCCAAGACUCCGGAAGAUGUUAAGGUUCAAAUUCAGCCGUUUCGGAGCAAUUCGUCGACGACCAGUGGCUCCUCAACCUCUGAUCAAUUUGUAUCACAGUCUGUGAAACCAGAGGUACAACAGACAACUGCUGCUGAUAUUGCUGUUGUUCCCGCAGUAUCCACAGCGCCGACUAAUGUCAUUGUGGUGGCCCCCUCUCGUAUGCCUUCAACACGCAACUCCAUGGGUAGUGGAUACAAUGAAGUAUUCAAGGUGCAUGUAUCAAAGGACUACAUGAAAUUCAACGCAGCGCAUUUUAUUGCGUACAAGGGAUUUCGGGAAAAGCUGCACGGACACAACUAUCGUUUGGCCGUAACGAUCACUGGACAAAUUGGCCCUGAUGGCUACGUAGUAGACUUUGGUGAGAUUAAGAAGAUUUCGCGGGUCAUCUGCAAGGAUCUGAAUGAAUCGUUCCUUGUGCCAAUGAACAGCGAUGCUCUGAAGAUUACCUUUGAUAGCACGAAUGUACAUAUUAUCACGGAAGACAUGGCCGAGUUCAGCUUUCCCAAGUCCGAUUGCUCACUGUUGCCUAUUAUGCACUCGUCAGCAGAGGAGCUUGCCAUUUAUAUCAGCAAUCAACUUGUGGACGCUUUCACGCUUGUUGCACUUUUGGAGCGCGGUGUGUGCAAGAUCGAAGUGAGCAUUUCGGAGGCUCAUCAACAGUUUGCGUCGUAUGAGCGCACCAUUUAA
Molecule: messenger RNA, 879 nt
Organism: Peronospora farinosa
Lineage: Eukaryota; Oomycota; Peronosporomycetes; Peronosporales; Peronosporaceae
Source: the annotation of a GenBank genome assembly